AUGGGUGCAUACAAGUAUAUGCAAGAGAUCUGGCGCAAGAAGCAGUCGGAUGCUCUUCGCUACUUGCUCCGUAUCCGCACGUGGCACUACAGACAAUUGAGCGCCGUCCACCGUGUCGUCCGCCCAACAAGACCAGAGAAGGCUCGCCGUCUCGGAUUCCGCUCAAAGCAAGGAUUCGUCAUCUACCGUGUCCGUGUCCGCAGAGGAAACAGAAAGCGUCCAGUCUGCAAGGGACAAACCUACGGAAAGCCAAAGACCCAUGGAGUCAACGAGCUCAAGAACGCCAAGUCUAAGCAAGCCGUCGCUGAGGGACGUGCUGGACGUCGUCUCGGAUCCCUCCGUGUUCUCAACUCAUACUGGGUUGCUGAGGAUUCCACCUACAAGUUCUACGAGGUUAUCCUGAUCGAUCCAUUCCACAAGGCCAUCCGCAGAACCGCUGAUACCCAAUGGAUCACCAAGCCAGUCCACAAGCACCGUGAGCAAAGAGGACUCACAUCCGCUGGACGCAAGUCUCGUGGACUCGGAAAGGGAUGGCGCUUCUCAGCUACUCGCGGAGGAUCUCAAGCCAAGAACUGGAAGAGAAAGAACACCAAAGUUUUCCACCGCAAGCGAUAA
Messenger RNA from Caenorhabditis remanei, 615 nucleotides. RefSeq lists its product as uncharacterized. Gene Ontology annotation, molecular function: RNA binding; structural constituent of ribosome. Gene Ontology annotation, biological process: cytoplasmic translation. Bases 1 to 615 code for a protein of 204 amino acids. Gene Ontology annotation, cellular component: ribosome; cytosolic large ribosomal subunit. The record is from RefSeq and is a predicted model, not a curated record. NCBI's taxonomy places the organism in Eukaryota, Metazoa, Nematoda, Chromadorea, Rhabditida, Rhabditidae. The transcript has 3 exons.